AAACCAACUAACGCCAGCUCUAAACCCACCUGGGUAGAACGCGUUCCUCAACCUUGCAACUACCACAACAGCACAUCAUUGAACGAUAUACGAACAGAACAGAACGAAAACGGAUCCAACUCACACAUCCAAUUCACUGAACACCACUACCACCGGAGCCACACUAUGAUGAGCGCUAUGGAUCAGGAUGACGACGAGUUUCUCUACGGCGAUCACUCGUCAACACCCGCCCAGACCAUACCUUCACAAACCUCCACACCAGUUCCCGGGCUCAGCAUUGCGGCUCCCCCUCCAGCACAGCCAGAACAAACUGCAACUCCAGUACCCACGGUGCAAGCCGAUCAGGAUGACUUAGAGGAAGGUGAAGAGGACGAAGAGGAGGAGGUCGAGGUUUCUGAUGACGAGGAUGAUAUCGAGUUGGUGAUCGAACGAAAAGAUGGUAGUCGGCCGGAGCCUCCUCCACGACCUGAACGAUACAACCAGAUCCGCACUGCAUCAGCGCGACCCUCCUCCGCUGCCGCCGCCAUCGCAAAACCCUCACCGUCGACCUCCCCCGCUCCACCGGCUGCGGCAGUACCCGUUGCGCCGGCUGUGGCGACCUCAAAACUCGACAUCAAUGCGACACCCAACUACAACGGUACACCGAUCAACAAAAUUCCCAUGGAGUCAGACUUAUUGCCGACCGACAAGCCGUGGCGGAAACCCGGCGCCGACGUUACUGACUAUUUCAACUAUGGCUUUGACGAGUUCACGUGGACGGCGUAUUGCCAGAAACAGGAGGGGUUGCGGGAAGAGUUCUCGCCGCAAAAGAUGAUGGAACAGAUGAUGAUGAUGUCGGGGAUGGGUAUGGGAAUGAUGCCCGGUAUGGAUCCAAGUCAGAUGGGCGAUAUGAGUGCGAUGAUGAGCGCGGGCGGGUUUGGAAUGCAACAGGCGCCGGGCGGCCCGGGUGCUGGCGCUCAAGGAGUGCCGCCACAAGGUCCUGGUGGCCAGCAGGGCGCUCAGGGUAUGGACAUGAUGGGGGAUCCGAGUAUGUACAUGGGCGGCCAGGGAUUCGACGGGAGAGGUCAGGAUGCAGCUUAUGGGAUGGGCAGAGGCGGAAUGUGAGUCUCCAUCUUCCACAAGCCCCAUUCGGCUGACUAAUGAUCUUGUAGGCCACCACAGGGACCCUCUGCCGCCAUGGGAGCGUAUGGCGGCUAUGACCAAAACAUGAUGCAGGGUGCUAGGGGCCCCGGAGCUUUUGUUCCUCAACGAGGACGCGGUGCGAGAAGGUGGUAGGAAUCGCCAUUUUCUUCAUGUUUAUAGGAGUACUAGGGCGUCAGCAUGGGAGCUCAUGCUAUUGUGUUACAUCGGGUUCUACGAACUAUUUAGCGAUGGAUAUGAAGCAGAAGCUUCGCGAUAUGCCUCUACUAUAAGUGAUUGCGGUAUUCAUCAGCACGUCUCCAAUAUGACUUGUGUAACCAUUCCAAUAACCGAAACCCGG
Tricharina praecox is the source of this 1480-nucleotide messenger RNA. Its product is annotated as Fip1 motif-domain-containing protein. Bases 166 to 1104 code for a protein of 312 amino acids. The transcript has 2 exons. Gene Ontology annotation, molecular function: RNA binding. Gene Ontology annotation, cellular component: mRNA cleavage and polyadenylation specificity factor complex. NCBI's taxonomy places the organism in Eukaryota, Fungi, Ascomycota, Pezizomycetes, Pezizales, Pyronemataceae. The record is from RefSeq and is a predicted model, not a curated record.